AUGUCUUCUGCCCCUGGAUCGGCUGGUGGUGCGCAAACGCCGCAGCCCCCUGCACAAAACACAAUUCCCGUGGCCCCUGCACCACUUGACCCAGCAAUUCGCGAAUUUGUCACACAAGAACUCUACAAGAGAUACAAAUUGAUUCGCGCCUCCAUGGAUUCGGGCAAUGAACCUGCAAAAUCGAAGGAUGCAUCCCUUCAAGAAGAUUGGGAAUCCCUACCAGAGCAUCUGAAGGCCUCCACAAGAGCACAAGCGGAUGAUAUUCCCAGAAAGCUCGAAUUAACUGGCUAUCGGAUGUCCAAAGCGAACGAUGAAACGAAGGAUGGACUCCAGCCUAUUGAGAAAUUUACACCAGAACAAUUGGAAUACCUUGGAGAAGUUGAACAUGACCGAUGGGUUUCUGAAAGAAUCAAGAGUGGGUGGCAAGCAGCAGGGAAACGUGACUCUUCUGCCCAAAAGACGCCGUUUUUCACGCCGUAUGCAGAACUAGAGCAGAAAUGGAAAGAUGUAGAUAAAUUUAUGGUGGAGGGGAUUUUCGAGAUUCUAGGGUUGGCAGGGUAUAGGGUUUUCAGCAAGAACUAA
Messenger RNA from Orbilia oligospora ATCC 24927, 582 nucleotides. RefSeq lists its product as uncharacterized. The coding region runs from base 1 to 582 and encodes 193 amino acids. The transcript has a single exon. NCBI's taxonomy places the organism in Eukaryota, Fungi, Ascomycota, Orbiliomycetes, Orbiliales, Orbiliaceae. The record is from RefSeq and is a predicted model, not a curated record.